Messenger RNA from Seminavis robusta, 663 nucleotides. NCBI's taxonomy places the organism in Eukaryota, Bacillariophyta, Bacillariophyceae, Naviculales, Naviculaceae. The record is from the annotation of a GenBank genome assembly.
AUGAGUCAGCGCCAAAAAGGAAAACUGAAUGAGCGAUUGAUGGUCGACUUUCAUGUCCAGAGUGGCGGCGGGUGGUUUUGGAAACGAGACCGGGAAAAUGUGGUCCGUAUGACCGUCGACGAUCUCAUCUGCGGUAACACUACAACCUUGACAAAACAUAUUGGAUACAUCGUAGAGGCAUCCAAAGAUCCACGACAACGUGAACGAGAGCAAGCAAAGAACCUUGACCUUGUCGGUUUUGUGGAUAUGGAGAAACUGAAAACGGACGACUCUUAUGCAGUUGAAAUUCUUGAGCUUGUGGAGACUUGUGACAGCAAAAUCACUCUCGACGUGAUGCGCAAAGUGAUCAUCUCGGUGGGUGGUGUACGGAAGCUCUCUACAGAUCCAUCAGAGGAGGAUCGCGUGAUUGUAGACAAGGCUGUUUUCAAACGAUGGUGCCGCGCCCAUCAUCCCCUACGACCAGUCUAUUUCAAGGGUGUCGACUUCCUCGUGCAUUUUGCUGCUAGACUUCGUCCGAAAUGUUGUUUGGACGGGGAAAAGAAGUGUGAAAUCACCUGGAUCAUCAUCAUCUUCAUCAUCAUUCGCCACCUGGAAAAGCACCCUGAUGCAACACUACUCGACGAAUCCACAUCCCUGAAUGACAAGCGGCAGAGAUUGAUUUGA